Messenger RNA from Hibiscus syriacus, 1210 nucleotides. RefSeq lists its product as uncharacterized. The transcript is spliced from 7 exons. The coding region runs from base 26 to 1084 and encodes 352 amino acids. Gene Ontology annotation, cellular component: nucleus. The record is from RefSeq and is a predicted model, not a curated record. NCBI's taxonomy places the organism in Eukaryota, Viridiplantae, Streptophyta, Magnoliopsida, Malvales, Malvaceae. Gene Ontology annotation, biological process: protein ubiquitination. Gene Ontology annotation, molecular function: ubiquitin protein ligase activity; protein binding.
AUAAAAUAAAAAUAGAAAGGGGAAAAUGGCGGAAGAAGAGGAAGUGAAGAUAGAAGUGGAGGCGGUGCAAUCCGUUUAUGGUGAUGAUUGCGUGAUCAUUGAAUCGUAUCCACCGUACUUUCACCUCCACAUCAAGCCUCGCACUGCCGAUAUCUCUUCCCAACGGUUUGUGGAAGCAGUUAUUGGAAUUCGAGGGAGCUCCCAGUAUCCUAAGGAGCCUCCUCUUAUUUAUCUUAUUGAUUCCAAGGGUCUUGAUGAACAAAGGCAAACUCAUCUUAUAAGUAACAUAAGAGACAAAGCCUGUGAACUCCCUUCUUGUUUUAUGCUUGUAGCACUUUGUGAGGAAGCGGUUGAGAGGCUUUCUGCUAUGAAUCACCCUGAUGGUGAUUGUCCAUUGUGCUUAUUUCCCUUGGUGUCAGAAGAUGACCAGACAGAAAGGUUGCCUUUUAUGAAAUUGAUGUCUUGUUUUCAUUGUUUCCAUAGUGAGUGCAUUAUUAGGUGGUGGAAUUGGCUUCAAAUUGAGAACAAGAAUAAUACUAAGAAUGCAUCUAGUGCAACUCUACAUUUAAGGAAUACAGGCGGUCAACCAGAUAGGAAUGGAGCAGUAGAAGAAAGCAUGGGGAAUUGUCCUGUUUGCCGUAAGGUUUUCCAUGUCAAGGAUUUUGAACACGUGCUUGACCUGGUUGGCUCUCAUUCUUCACAACCAAGUGCGGAUAAAGCUGAAGUUAAAGAUGAUGUGGAGCUUAUUCAUUCAGACUUGGAGAAUAUAAGGAGGCAGAAAUUUGAGGAGAUACUAAAACUGCAGCAAGAAAACUGUGGUUUGAUUGGAUUGAAGGUAGACCGUGUGGUUUUUCCUAGCAUAAACCCCCAGAAUAUAGUCAUAUCAUCAGACCAUGCGUCGGCCAUGGAAACAAGUGCAGCAGCAGCAGCAGCAACUGAAGGAAAUAAUUCAAGUGGUUCGUCGACUAGGCCUGCCACCAGUAAGCACUGGAACUCGGGCAUGAGGAGGCCGAGGGCACAAAAUUCUCGAAAACCUGUUAGACAAUGGGUGAGAAAAGACAAUGGAGGUGGUUGUGCAGAUUAAACCGAUUUUUGUUGAAAAUUUUUAAGACUUGCGUUUUUUGAUUUUGUGUGAUGUAACAAUGUUAGCAAAGAGAAGAAGGAAGAAAAUAGACAAUGCAUUUACAAUCAAAUGUGAGGUUUGGAAACA